AUGUAUUAUAGCUUGAAAGAAUUACUUAUCAAUGAUUAUUUUAAAUUCAAUGAUAAUAAAAGUGAUGAUACUAAAUCAGUUUGUAUAGAUAAUGAACAGCAUGUUUAUUAUAAUGUCAUGUAUCAUAAAAAAACGACUAGAGAUUAUUUGCGUACAGUUCUGCAUCAUCCAAUUUAUGAGUAUUUUUUGACGUUUGUUAUUAUAUCCAGUUCAAUAACAGUUGGUUUAAGCUUAGAAACAGAUGAAAAUAAUAAAAAUAAUAAUUAUCGCCAAAACUUGGUUUACGCAUUUGAUGAAAUCUUCAUUGCAAUAUUGUUUCUUGAUUUUUCUCUUAAAAUAUAUCUAGAAUCAUGUCAUUAUUGGGUUGAUUGGACAAAUCUGUACGAUUUUAUUAUUAUUCUUUUUGGUCUUAUUGAAAUUAUUUGGAAUUUAUUUGUUCAAAAACAAUAUUCAGCUAUAAGAAACUUAUUAAAAGGCUUCCGAUUAUUACAAUUAAUACGCUUACAUCGAAUCAUAAGGUUAUUUGAUGGUCUACAAUUAUUAACGCAAGCUUUAAUGAAAACCGUAUUGACAUAUACAUUCAGCGUUGUUAUUCUUGUUUUCUUAUUUAUUUAUAUUGUUGCUGUUAUUGGACAAAUUCUUUAUGGUAGAUCAGAAGAUAGUCUUUGGCAUCAUUUUUCUACGUCAUUAUCUAUUGCUACGCGAUUAACAUUAGUCGACAAUUGGAAUUUAAUUGAACCCGAACUUGAAAAUCACGGUAGUCCACCAAUAUCCCGUUGGUUUCUGAUAAUUAUAGUUUUUGUUGGUAAUCGUAUCGUUACCAAUGUCCUCGUUGGAUUAAUGAUUGAAAGUGUAUCAUCUGUCAAUGAUGAUUAUAUGAAAGAAAAACGUGAAAAGAAAAAUUUACGUAAUCAAAAAAAGCGUGAAGAAUUAAGUAAACGUACAACGCAAAUAUUUAAUACAAGAGCUUCAGAUACGAAUAGUAAAACAAAUAGAAUCGAACAGACAAAAGAACUCAUCAAAUCCAAAUUAAAUUGGCUUCAUAAUGAAAUCAUUUCUCCGAAAGAUUUCAUAUUUUUAAUUGAUUGGUUGGAGAAGCUAGUUGCAUGCAGCGAGAAAUCUCAGAUCGAAGUUAAAUCAAUUCAUCGUCUGAUAAUACAUAAUAUUCAAUCGUUAUCAUAUGUAAUCAAUGAAAAUAUGAAGAAAAACGAAUAUAAAUUGACAAAAUUGGACGAUAAAUAUCAUGACAACAGCAAUACAUGA
Messenger RNA from Rotaria socialis, 1263 nucleotides. Lineage: Eukaryota; Metazoa; Rotifera; Eurotatoria; Philodinida; Philodinidae. The record is from the annotation of a GenBank genome assembly.